Messenger RNA from Gekko japonicus, 772 nucleotides. It is a transcript of the gene RGS20, whose product is annotated as regulator of G-protein signaling 20. The transcript has 5 exons. Bases 1 to 759 code for a protein of 252 amino acids. The record is from RefSeq and is a predicted model, not a curated record. NCBI's taxonomy places the organism in Eukaryota, Metazoa, Chordata, Lepidosauria, Squamata, Gekkonidae.
AUGGCUGGCGAGCCGCCGUCCCCGGCUGAAGAGCCUGGUGCUACUAACGGAUGUGAGCAAUGCAAAGAUUUCCACCCGGCUCCCGAGAUCGAAGGGGAAACUCCCAUGGGAUCAGAACGGACGGAAAUGCGGAAGCGGCAGACAUCUGCGGCCCAGGAGACACCCAGCUCCACAGAGGCCCAGCCUGAUGAAGGAAAUCGAGGUUCCAACGCCUGCUGCUUCUGUUGGUGCUGCUGUUGCAGCUGCUCUUGCCUUACUGUAAGGAAUCAAGAUGAGAGAACAAGAGCAGCAUCACAUGAACACAGAACAGACACCAUUCCAGAUUCUGAAGAAAGCUCAACUCCUACUCUGGAAGAUGUUAACACCUGGGCUCAAUCAUUUGACAAAUUAAUGAGGACACCAGCAGGAAGAAAUGCUUUCAGGGAGUUCCUCCGAACAGAAUUCAGUGAAGAAAAUAUGCUUUUCUGGAUGGCCUGUGAGGAACUAAAGCGAGAAUCCAACAAAAAACAAAUUGAAGAGAAAGCAAGGCUAAUAUAUGAAGACUAUAUUUCGAUCCUUUCUCCAAAAGAGGUCAGCUUGGACUCUAGAGUAAGAGAAGUUAUCAACCGGAAUAUGCUGGAACCAUCACAACAUACUUUUGAUGAUGCUCAACUCCAGAUUUACACUUUAAUGCUCAGAGACUCCUACCCGCGGUUUAUGAACUCUGCUGUUUAUAAGGACUUAGUUCAGUCAGUCUCUGAGAAGUCUGCUGAAGCAUAGAAAUUAAUGUAUU